CCUAACAAAACAAAAGAAUUCAAGAAGUGAGCAUUUGGGGGCCAGAAAUAGUCACCAUUUUAAUUAAAUCUUACCAUUAGGUUUCGUAGUAAAAUAUUUUUUAUUUUUUCAUUUUUUGGUGUUUGAUUGUCGUAAAAUAUUUAUGAAAAAAAAUAUUAAUUUUUGAUAAGAUAUUUUUCACGUUCCUUCUAAUAAUAAUAAUAAAUAUUUACUGAAUAAAAAGAAGAAAUUUUAUGGGACUUGUGAGACAAUAUGGCAAUAAUGAUUUCUAUUUUGCAAAGCUUGCAAAAAAAAAUUAUAAUUUGAUACUCGUAUUCCAAUGUGACCUUUGAGAGCAACUUUAUAGAAAAAGUAAAAACAAAAAAUGAAAAUUUUAUAAUUUGAUACGCGUAUUCCGAGUAUUGUAAUCCCUGAUGUGACUUUUGAGAGCAACUUUAUAGAAAAAAAAGAAAAAAAAAAAAAAAAAAAAAAAAAAAAAAUUGAAAAAAAAAAGGGGACUUACAUUUUUCUAAAUAGGCAUGGCCCAGCUGAUAGAAAAAUCCCUUAAAGCAAUUCUACAUCGUCAAGACUUUGAUUUUUCUACAAUUAACGACCACAUAACUUGUUUUUGUGGACUGGCUUUGAAAAAAAGUAGAUGAAACAAACAUCUCCGGAAGGGAAAAAAGGCUAAGGAAACAAUAUCAUCAUCCCAUAUAUCCCAGAGCUUUUACAUGCCCAUUCAUGGCUACCAGAGAAGGAAAGAUACUCUUUCUUCUCGGUUUCUCAUUUUGCAUAUUGAUUUCCUUUUCUUACCAGCAAACAGACACUCUUCUACAAGGCCAUUCGAUCAGGGAUUAUGAGUGCUUGGCUUCAGCGAACGGGACCUUCAGUUUACAGUUCUUCACGAUCAACACCCGCGUUUCAAAGGACCGUUACUUUGGAAUAUUGUUUCGCUACCGCUAUGGACGUGUACAGAAUUGCAUUGAGGAUUCCAGUGACAGGCGAUAUGUAGUGUGGGUUGCCAACCGAGACAACCCCAUCCGUGACACAUCUGGAAAUCUCAUGAUGCACAGCAAUGGCACGUUGAAGCUUUCAUAUAGUAACAACGGUCUUAUUGAACUAAGUUCUGUUGUAACAAUAAGCAACACAAGCGCUACACUAUUAGAUACCGGAAAUUUUGUACUCAGGGAAGUGAAUUUGGAUGGGUCUACUGGAAAACUUUUGUGGCAAAGCUUUGAUUAUCCUACCCACAUGCUUAUAGCCGACAUGAAGAUUGGAGUCAACUUCAGAACCGGGCAUAACUGGUCAUUAACAUCAUGGUUGAGCGACGAGCUUCCUGCCUCGGGACCUUUUACCUUGGGAGUAGAUCCCCAUGGAGUAGAUCAAUUGAUUAUGUGGUUGCGAGGGAAUGUUUAUUGGACUAGCGGGCCUUGGAAUGGCCAAGCAUUUGAGUACAUGGAUCAUUCAUCAUACCCUGAACAGAAGCUCCCCGAUUUUAGAUUUGUCUCAAACGAAAAUGAAAAGUACUUCACAUUUUCAACUACAGGUGCUCUUUAUUAUGACUUGUACUAUAUGGAUUUACAUGGUGAAGUUUCGGGUUUUUUGCCAUCUUUAGGUGGAUGUUACAGUAUCAAUACCUUCAGGGGUCCAAGCGAGAAGUUGCAAUCCUGUAGGUGGAAGAAGUUGCCAGAUUGCAGGAAUGAUAAUUAUUAUUUUCACGGACAUGCUUCUAUGGAUCCGUAUGGUUCUAAUGAUGGAUUGAUGGUAGAUGAAAGCCCCAAUACAACUCUCUUUGAUUGCGAGGACCAGUGUCUGAGGAAUUGUUCUUGUGUUGCCUAUGCUCCUAUAAAUGAUAACGGAACCGGAUGUCAGAUUUGGCUCAAAGGAAUGAAAUUCGACUCAUUUGAUAUUUCCGUUUAUCCAAUACCGAUAUAUGCUCUCCAUUCAAAAAAACGGUUAGUAAUCAAGUGGCGGAAAUGGCUUGCCAUCGCGAUAGGAGGAGCUCUAGUUGUCAUUUUAUUCUGCUACUUGUGCUAUGUAAGAUUGAGAAGGGUAAUUAAAGAAAAGAAAGACGCACAGAUUUUAUUAGAGCUCGGAGUUCCUACGAAAUAUAAGGACAAGAAGAAGGGCCAUGAGUUGCAAGUAUUCAACUUCGAAAGCAUAGUGGUUGCUACAAACAAUUUCUCAGACACAAAUAAGCUUGGAGAGGGUGGUUAUGGACCUGUUUAUAAGGGCAACUUUCCAGAGGGGCAAGUUAUAGCAGUAAAAAGGCUUUCAAGGAGUUCAGGACAAGGAUUAGUGGAGUUCAAGAAUGAGAUUUUACUCAUUGCCAAGCUCCAACACAAUAAUCUUGUUAGGCUUCUGGGAUGCUGCAUUGAAGGAGAAGAAAAGAUGCUAAUCUAUGAGUACAUGCCCAACCACAGCCUCGAUUUCUUCUUAUUCGAACCUAGUAAAAAGUCAUCCUUAAAUUGGAAUGAACGUAUCACCAUUAUCGAAGGGAUUGCUCAAGGACUUCUUUACCUUCACAAGUAUUCAAGAUUCAGAAUAAUUCAUAGAGAUUUAAAAGCCAGUAAUAUAUUACUUGAUGAAAAGAUGAAUCCAAAAAUAUCAGAUUUCGGCAUGGCUAAAAUAUUUGGGGAGAAUGAAUCUGAAGCAAACACAAAGAGGAUUGUUGGGACACGUGGUUACAUGUCUCCAGAGUAUUUAAUGCAAGGCAUUUUUUCAAUUAAAUCUGAUGUGUUUAGCUUUGGAGUGUUGCUGCUUGAGAUUAUAAGCGGCAAGAAGAGCCAUAGUUGCUAUCAUUAUGAGCGCCCACUCAACCUUAUAGGAUAUGCAUGGGAAUUAUGGAGAGAAAAUAGAGGUUUAGAGCUUAUAGACCCCACACUGGAAAAUUCAUAUCAAACUGAUGAAGUGUUGAGAUGCAUUCACGUGGGUCUCCUAUGUGUACAAGAUAAUCCAAUAAAUAGACCUACCAUGUCCGAUGUUGUUUCUAUGCUCACCAAGGAAACUACAACACUUUCUACACCGCAACAGCCGGCCUUUUUCAUUGGUGGGAAUGUCCUAGAGGCAGAUACCUCCCAAGGCAUGGCAAAAAAAAUUUCUUUUAAUAAUGUAUCAAUUUCAGAGAUGGAAGCUAGGUAAAGGUACCAAUUAUUUCCUGACCAUACAUGUUUGUAUUGUGAAUUCAUAAUACUUUGUAUUCAGUAUUUCAAUUAACAACAAAGUUGGAUGAAUAAAUUGAAUUAAU
Molecule: messenger RNA, 3226 nt
Organism: Cornus florida
Lineage: Eukaryota; Viridiplantae; Streptophyta; Magnoliopsida; Cornales; Cornaceae
Product: G-type lectin S-receptor-like serine/threonine-protein kinase CES101
Exons: 7
Coding region: 721-3120 (799 amino acids)
Biological process (GO): protein phosphorylation
Molecular function (GO): protein serine/threonine kinase activity; ATP binding
Source: RefSeq, a predicted model, not a curated record